Tribolium madens (black flour beetle) is the source of this 2409-nucleotide messenger RNA. RefSeq names its product short transient receptor potential channel 4-like. Lineage: Eukaryota; Metazoa; Arthropoda; Insecta; Coleoptera; Tenebrionidae. Gene Ontology annotation, biological process: manganese ion transport; regulation of cytosolic calcium ion concentration; calcium ion transmembrane transport. The record is from RefSeq and is a predicted model, not a curated record. The transcript has 3 exons. Gene Ontology annotation, molecular function: store-operated calcium channel activity; protein binding; inositol 1,4,5 trisphosphate binding. Gene Ontology annotation, cellular component: membrane; cation channel complex. The coding region runs from base 86 to 2389 and encodes 767 amino acids.
CACAUAUUGACAUUUUACGUUUUUGUCACUUUUAACGUCAUUCUAAGUUUACACCCCUUUUAUUUUUAAUUUUAUUUUGUAAUUAAUGUCUCGAGAUCCGGAAAACCCCGAUGCCGGAAAUCCUCCCCCUCCUCCGCCCCCAAUGCCCGGUUUUGGGCGCGGCCCAGGCCGCAUGGGCUACCGAAGACUCGAAGAAGACGACGAGUUGUUAAUCCCCCGCCCUAGCAUCCUCCUCCCCCACCUCCAAGACUCCGAAAAGCGCUUUUUCGAACUCGUUCACUCCGGUGAUGUCGCCGCUGUUAACGAAUUCCUCAGCGAAAAUCCCGGUUUUAACAUUAAUUGCGUCAAUUUCCAAGGCGUCUCGGGUCUACUAAUCGCGGUUCAGAGCCGCUCCGAGCCCAUGGUGGAGUUCCUCCUCUCCCAACAAGACAUCGAUAUCGGUGAUUGCGUCCUGCACGCAAUUAGGGAUAACCAGCCCAAAAUCCUGGAACUCCUAUUGGAGAAGCAGCGGAAUACGGCCCCCAGUUUGGAGUACGUGGGGGUGACCCACAGCUCCGACUUCCCCGACUACGUGACCCCCCUCAUCCUCGCGGCGCAAUGCGGCCAUUAUGAAAUCAUCGAGUUGUUGAUCGACAGGGGGCACACCAUCGGGAAGCCCCACUCGCCCUCCUGCCGCUGCAUGGACUGCAAGGCCCAACUUGAGCGCGACGACCUUCUCCACGCUGAACACUUGCGGUUAAAUCUCUACAAAUCUGUAUGCAAUCCGGCCUAUAUAUGUCACUCCUCGAGGGACCCCAUCCUCACUAGUUUCCAGCUAUCGGCCGAAUUGCGCCAGUGCUCGUUUCUAGUCCCCGAAUUCCGCAACAACUACCUCGAGCUCGCCACCGAAGUGAGCAACUUCGCCGUGGAACUCAUCGCCGGCUGCAGAAACUCAGGCGAGGUUGAAACCAUCCUCAAACAGAAAGCUGGGAUCCAGAACGCAAGCAUCUUCAUGUACCCAAGACUGGUGCUCGCGAUGGACUACAAGCAGAAGUUCUUUGUGGCGCAUGCCCACAUCCAGCACAUUGUGGAGUCCCUCUGGAGAGGCAACUGGUACGACUAUAACCUUAAACCGAUCCCGGCGAAGAUCGUUUACCCCAUUUUCCGGAUUUUGCUACUGCCCAUCAUAGUUGUGAUGUGCAUUUUCAUGCCACGACACCAAAUGGUGGAACAUUGGAACAUCCCCCUCAACCGGAUGAUCAACCACGUCGCGGCUUUUCUCGUCUUCUUGGUGCUUAUUUUCCUGGAGUCGAACCAGUCCAAGGAGAAGCAGAAACGCUUGCCCCCCAAUUCGGGACUCGAACCCGUGAUUAUCAUCUUCGUGGUGGGGAACUGUUGGAGUGUGGUGCGGAUGUGUCUCAUUCAGGGCCCCCGGAGGUACUUUACGUACCUCUGGAACUGGCAUGCGGUCAUCUCCAACACUUUAUUCAUCCUCACAUUCGUUUUUUGGUUGGCUUCGUACGUCGACGCUGUGAACAACGACCAAGUGGACUUGGAGCGGAAAUAUUGGCACCACUUGGACCCGGUUUUGAUAGCGGAGGGGACUUUUGCCGUCGCCGUCGUCAUGACCUAUUUCAAGUUGAUGUUUUACUGCCGAUUGAACUACUAUUUAGGCCCCUUGCAAAUCUCUUUAGGUAAAAUGUGCACCGACAUGGCCAAAUACAUCACAAUCUUCAUCAUCAUCAUCAUUUCGUUCACGGCCGGCUUGUGUCGCUUCUACAACUACUACGAUGGAAUGGUCCAAGUGGACUCGAACGGGAUCAAGACGGCUCAAGUCUCCUCAUUCAUCGACUUUAGCACCACGUUGAAGACCUUCUUCUGGGCGGUUUUCUGCAUGGCGCCGCUUGAAACCGGCGAUGUGAUUAUUGAGAACCUCCCUGGGGAUACCGAAAACACGACCAUCAUCAACAAGCACCUCUUCACUGAAGCAGUGGGCUACAUCGCGUUCGCUCUUUUCGAAGUACUGACAGUUGUGAUGAUCCUCAACAUGUUGAUUGCGACAAUGUCGUCGACGUUUCAACGCGUUUUGGACAACAUCGACGUUGAAUGGACGUUUGGGAAAACCGAUUUUUAUUUAGAAUAUAUGCUACAAUCCACACUUCCGCCCCCGUUGAAUUUGAUACCAACUCCUAGCGGAAUUUCGGCGUUUAUGGAGUGGUUUCAGUCGCCCAAAGUCGACCCGAGAGAAGAAGAAAAGAAAAAUGAUUAUCCUGCGCUUAUGUCGCAGUUGGUGCAGAGAUAUUUCAGAGACAAAGAUUCGGCUACGAGUCCUGAAAACGAUUUAGAGUUUCUUAAACAGGAAAUCGCCGAAAUUAAGCAAGCAGUUAACGACUUAUUAGAAAAGGAGUAAUUUUUUUAUAAAAAAUAAAA